Kluyveromyces lactis is the source of this 1266-nucleotide messenger RNA. It is a transcript of the gene AUR1, whose product is annotated as inositol phosphorylceramide synthase. The record is from RefSeq and is a predicted model, not a curated record. The transcript has a single exon. Gene Ontology annotation, cellular component: inositol phosphoceramide synthase complex. NCBI's taxonomy places the organism in Eukaryota, Fungi, Ascomycota, Saccharomycetes, Saccharomycetales, Saccharomycetaceae. Gene Ontology annotation, biological process: sphingolipid biosynthetic process; inositol phosphoceramide metabolic process. Gene Ontology annotation, molecular function: inositol phosphoceramide synthase activity. Bases 1 to 1266 code for a protein of 421 amino acids.
AUGGCAAAUUGGUUCCAACGAACCUUUCUUGCUAAUAGACCGGCUGGUUCUAGAUUGGCUAAUUUAGAAACGAGUUUUAAUCCCAAAUUAAGCAUACGGAAACUAAAGAAUUACCAUGCUUCAGCCACAGAUAUAUGUCAUUAUGGGUUUUUAGGGAGUAUAAUGUUUUUCUCAUUUGUUGUAAAUCCUGCACCAUGGAUAUUCAAGAUACUCUUCUAUUCCCUUUUGCUGCUACUAUUUGUGAUUCCAGCCACAGGUCAAUUUUUCUUUAAUGCUCUACCUAUUUUUGCAUGGUUGUCAUUAUACUUCACAUCGUCAUCUUUUGACGCUUCCUACAGGCCUCCGAUCACCGUUAAAGUUUUACCAGCAAUCGAAACUAUUCUUUAUGGUGAUAAUUUGAGUGAUAUUCUCGCCACUUCAACAAACAAACCAUUAGAUAUUGUCGCUUGGUUACCAUAUGGGAUUUUCCAUUUUGGUGCACCAUUUGUUGUGGCUGCCAUUUUAUUCAUUUGUGGGCCUCCAACCAUCUUAAGAGGAUAUGCGUUUGCAUUCGGAUACAUGAACUUGUUUGGGGUGAUGACUCAAAACUUGUUUCCAGCUGCUCCACCAUGGUAUAAGAUUUUGAAUGGAUUAUCUCCAGCAAAUUACAGUAUGCAUGGAUCACCUGGUGGUUUAGGAAGAAUCGACGAAUAUUUCGGAAUUAAUUUGUAUACAAAAGGGUUUACGAAUUCAGCAGUCAUCUUCGGAGCGUUUCCAUCAUUGCAUUCGGGUUGUGCCACAAUGGAAGCCCUGUUUUUCUCAUACGUUUUCCCUAAAUUGACGCCGUUGUUCGUUUUCUACGUUUGCUGGUUAUGGUGGUCAACCAUGUAUUUGACACAUCACUACUUCGUAGAUCUAAUGGCAGGUUCUGUCUUAUCAUACGUUAUUUUCCAAUACACCAAAUAUUUCCAUUUACCAUUAACUGAAAAGGGUGUUUACUCGAGGUGGACGUAUGCCGAAAUUCCCAAAUUCAACAUUUGGCAAACGGAUCCAUUAUACGGUGCCAGAAGCGAUGUGGAAAAUGUCCCAUUAUCGGUAUUGGAAACCGAUUUCGAAUUAAAUUCAAUGGAAAAUUCAAACAAUUCAAACUCAAACUCGCCAUCUAUUUUCGAUGAAUCCUCGCCAAGAUCGGUAUCGCGUUCUUCUCUUACGUCUACUGACAAUCUAGAACAGGAUCUACCGUUGAGGACCUCGACUGCCAAACCAAACAAACAACGAUUUGAUUGA